GCCAUCAAAAAACCCAUAUCGCUCGACCACUAAAACUUCUAUUUCUACACGUUGCAAUAAUGAGAAUAUAUUUAUUUUAUUGAUAGUGUUAUUUUGGGGAUGUUUAAUUUCUAAUUAAAUGUAUAUUUUUUGUUGUGAUGAAAUAUGACCCUGAUAUGUUCUUGACAGGUUUAAGAUGUCCAUCCCUAUAAUGGGCCUGGUAGUUUCUUCAGAUAAUUCCUCCUUAUCUCAUUCACCCUAUAUGAUGAUGAUGAUGAUGUCACUCACUGCAUCACUCAUGUCUUGACACAUGAUGUCAUUGGUUUAAUGUUAGGCUGUAAGCAGGCAACACCUGUGUUUGAGCUGUCAGGUGUGCUGGGAUUGGUCAUGUGUGCACGCUGUUUCCUCUCAGAAGCGCUCGCACAGGAACUUAUCAGGUUCUUGUGAAUUAUUAACCCCAGGACAUCUAGAAAGGCUUGAAAAUCACUUCGGGUAUGUCAGAAAACAGCCAUGGCAGGAAAUGCCAGUGCAAGAACAGAUGCAGUCCAAAGCAGGAGGUCUUUCUAUGGGUUGUACCCAUACAAGUCAAGCAUGAUUGGACUGGAGUCUCUAGCAGAUCCGUCUGCUGACUGGGACAUUGUGGAAACCAUUGGAAAAGGAACCUAUGGAAAGGUCUACAAAGUCAUCAACAAGAAAGAUGGAAGUCAAGCAGCUGUGAAAGUUUUGGACCCUAUUAAUAAUCCCAGUCAUACUAACAGAGAUGUGGACGAAGAGAUUGAAGCAGAGUACAACAUACUGCACUCGUUGUCCAACCAUCCCAACGUAGUCAAGUUUUAUGGCAUGUUUUACAAAGCAGAUGAGCUCUCUGGAGGACAGCUAUGGCUAGUUCUGGAGUUGUGUAAUGGAGGUUCAGUGACUGACCUGAUAAAGGGUUUGCUGAUGAGAGGAAAACGUCUGGAGGAGCCCAUCAUCUCCCACAUUCUGUAUGGAGCACUUCUGGGUCUUCAGCAUCUUCACAACAACAGAAUUAUCCACCGUGAUGUGAAGGGCAACAACAUUCUCCUCAGCACAGAUGGUGGAGUUAAACUGGUGGACUUCGGUGUCUCUGCUCAGCUGACGAGUGCACGUCUGCGCAGAAACACAUCGGUGGGGACUCCGUUCUGGAUGGCACCUGAGGUGAUCGCGUGUGAACAACAGUUUGAUUAUUCAUACGAUGCCCGCUGUGAUGUCUGGUCUCUAGGAAUCACUGCCAUAGAGCUGGCAGAUGGAGAUCCACCCCUGGCAGAGAUGCACCCGGUCAAAGCACUCUUCAAAAUACCACGGAACCCAUCUCCUACCCUACGCCAUCCAGAGCAGUGGUGCAGAAGUUUCUGCUACUUUAUUGCUCAGUGUUUGAUAAAGGAUUUUGAGAAGCGUCCAUCAGUGACGCAUCUGCUGGAGCAUCCGUUCAUUAAACAGGCUCAUGGGAAAGACACAUCGCUCAGACAGCGGCUGUCGGUCCUCAUCCGCGAACAACAGGAGGUUGGUAGCAGGACCAAGACCAGGCAUGAGAGGAUCAAUACCCGAAAAACACUGAUCAUUGAGAGCUGCCCUGAUGAUGAUCUGGUGAAUCUGGAGGUCUUAGAUGAGGAAACAAUCAUCACACAUCUUCAGAAGCGAUAUGAAGAACUACAGAUCUACACGUAUGUUGGUGACAUCCUCAUAGCCCUAAACCCCUUCCAGAAUCUCAGCAUUUACUCUCCACAGUUCUCGAAGCUCUAUCAUGGGAUGAAACGCUCCACUAACCCCCCACACAUCUUUGCCACCGCUGAUGCAGCCUAUCAGAGCAUGGUCACACUCUCCAAAGAUCAGUGUAUAAUCAUCAGUGGAGAAAGUGGAGCUGGUAAAACUGAAAGUGCUCAUCUCAUCGUACAACAUCUUACCUUUCUGGGCAAGGCUAAUAACCGAACACUUCGUGAGAAGAUUCUUCAAGUGAAUCCCCUGGUGGAGGCGUUUGGUAACGCAUGCACGGCCAUUAACGAUAACUCCAGCCGAUUCGGAAAGUAUCUGGAGAUGAAGUUCACACCUACGGGGGCGGUGAUGGGUGCUAAGAUCUCUGAGUACCUUCUGGAAAAAUCAAGAGUCAUCAAACAGGCUGCGGGCGAAAAAAACUUCCACAUAUUUUACUACAUCUACGCCGGUCUUUACCAUCAAGAUAACCUCAAGAAAUACAGACUACCAAAUAAAACUGCCCCCAGAUAUAUUGACUGUGUGAACAGUAAAGUGAUGCAGGACAUCAUCUCCAGCAAACUGUACUCAGAGCAAUUUGACGCUAUUCAGGAUUGUUUCCGAAUCAUAGGAUUUACUGAGGAGGAAGUGAAUUCAGUGUACAGGAUCCUGGCAGCCAUUUUAAACACAGGAAAUAUUGAAUUCACAUCAACCACUUCACAGCAUCAGAGUGACAUGAGUGAGGUACCCAACUCUGAAGCCUUAGACAACGCGGCUGCUCUUCUCAGUAUCGGUCCUGAAGAGCUUCAAGAAGCUUUGACAUCUCAGUGUGUUGUAACUCGAGGGGAGACCAUCAUCCGCACCAACACUGUAGACAAGGCCACGGAUGUGAGGGAUGCCAUGUCUAAAGCCCUUUACGGCCGUCUCUUCAGCUGGAUUGUGAACCGCAUCAAUGCCCUUCUACAGGCUGACUCCAACAUCUGUGCGGCCGAGAGCGUGAUGAAUGUGGGGAUUUUGGACAUCUUUGGUUUUGAGAACUUCAAGAAGAACUCAUUUGAGCAGCUGUGCAUCAACAUCGCUAAUGAACAGAUCCAGUUCUACUUCAACCAACACAUCUUCGCUCUGGAACAGAUGGAGUAUCAAAGUGAAGGUGUAGAUGCCAGUCUGGUGGAAUAUGAGGACAACAGGCCCAUUCUAGACAUGUUUCUGCAGAAGCCCAUGGGUUUACUCUCUCUGCUGGAUGAAGAGAGCCGCUUCCCACAAGCUACUGACCAUACACUUGUCGAUAAGUUUCAAGACAACUUAAGAAACAAAUAUUUCUGGACACCAAAGCGUGUGGAGCUUUGUUUUGGGAUUCAGCAUUAUGCUGGCAAGGUGUUGUAUAAUGUCAGCGGGUUUUUGGAGAAGAACCGCGACACUCUGCCUGCAGACAUCGUUGUUGUUUUGAGAACGUCAGAGAACAAACUCCUACAGCAACUGUUUUCCAGCCCACUCACUAAAACAGGUAACCUGGCCACAUCCAGAGCCAGAGUGACAGCAGCAUCCAGAUCUCUGCCUCCACAGCUAAACAGUGGACGAAAUAAGUCUCCUAAAUACCUAUUAAAGGUGGACACCAUGGAAAUGAUGCGUCACCCAGAGGAAACCACUAACAUGCGGAGACAAACUGUGGCAUCUUAUUUCAGAUACUCUCUUAUGGACCUGCUGUCUAAGAUGGUUGUGGGCACACCUCAUUUCGUCCGCUGUAUCAAACCCAACGAUGACCGUCAGGCUCUGUGCUUCAGUAAGGAGCGUGUGAUGGUUCAGCUGCGCUACACUGGUAUCCUGGAGACCGUCAACAUCCGGCGGCAGGGCUACUCUCACAGGAUUCCCAUCCAGGAGUUUGUAAACAGGUAUUACUACCUGUCGUUUCGAGCUCAUCAGAUGCCAGAGAGCAGUAAAGAGAACGCCAUCAUUAUACUACAGAAGGCCAAACUCGACAACUGGGUCAUUGGCAAAACCAAGGUGUUUUUGAAGUACUAUCACGUGGAGCAGCUCAAUCUGAUUUUGCGUGAGGUGAUCGCUCGGGUGGUGUUGAUGCAGGCCUACACCAAGGGCUGGAUUGGAGCUCGACGCUAUCGCAGAGAGAGAGAAAAACGCAAGAAUGGAGCGAUUGUCAUACAGUCAGCCUGGAGGGGUCAUGUGGCCCGUCAAAAUCUGAAGCUGAUAAAAAGAGAGCGUGAUCAGGCCGCUGUGCAGAUCCAGUCAGCAUACAGGGGGUACAAAGUCAGAAAAGACAUCAGACACAGUCGACAGCUGACUGGACACGAAGCAUUGGAAACAAGAACCUCUGCCAAUCACUUUUCUGAAGACAAGGUUGGACAUAAAGACGCAGACAGUGAGGAAAGCUCAAUUGACGUGUCUGUGAUGAAGACAGACAGACGGAGAGACAGAAUACAGAAGAGAUCUGCACUGAGCAAACAAGGUCCGCUGGUGAAGCUGCAUCACCGUUCCCCUCGGCGUAGAGGACAGCAGCCCAAGCUCCUGAACAGCCCAGAAGACAGUCUUUAUUACAACCAUCUCAACAGAAAUCUGGAUUAUCAGGGGAGCAAGAGGAAGCCCAGAAAACUAGGGCAAAUAAAAAUGCUGGAUGGAGAGGAUGAAUAUUAUCAAUUACUGUCCACAAUAGAGUCUGUCCCUGAGGAGGACGGAUUAUCUGGCGCCUCCCCAAAUCCCAAGACUGUCCCGCCUCCUGCCCCUACCACCAUCUCAUCCAGAUGAGCUCUGCUCUGCCCAUCAUACUGACUCUUGAUGACAGCUGAUCGCUGCCUUCAACCACCACUAAAUCUGCUGUACAUAUAUGAGGAAAGAUAUUUUAAGUCUGCAUUAUUUUCUCAGUUUUUAUAUAUGCAUUUAAUAUCAAUGACAGAUAUGUUUUAUCAGUUUUAUUUUAAAGAUACAAUAAGAUGUGUUACUUACUUGUGAGUCUCAGUGGCAGCCUUUUGAACUUUUUAAAAAUGGUAUGUUGCCAAACAACAUGAUUUGAUGAGUGGAGGAAGAGAUUUCUUUUUUUAUCGUGAUAUUUUGAGACUUUGUUCAUUUAUAAUGCAUUUCAGAAAUAUGAAUCUAAUACAUUUCCCUACUCGAAAACAACUGCCUGGUUUUAGCUGGUGUAGCAAGCUGGUCUAGAUGUCACUGUUUAAGCUGGACUUAACUGGUCAGACUGGAAGACCCACCAGCUUGACAAGCUUUGUCAGGCUGGGAGGACCAGCUUAAACCAGCUACCGUCACAUUUUUUUAGUACGGUUGUCUGCAUCAUCUUGUGUUUUGCAGUUUGCAAAAAUUAAUCAGCUGUCCUUUAUAGAAGAAAAGCAGGACAAGCACUUUUGUUGUAACAGUUUAAGACAGAUCUGAACCCUAUACAUCACUACAUUGACAUUAUAAAAUUCAUCAGCCUGAUAAUAGAGUUAAGAAAAUGUGGCAAAUGGUGCAUUAAUGUUUGUGAGUUUGUGUGAUGUUUGUUACUUUUCCUCAUCUUUUAUCAGCUGUUUUGUACUCUGUAUAAUAAAUAAAAAAGUGUUUGCUCAUC
This is a messenger RNA of Misgurnus anguillicaudatus (oriental weatherfish), 5251 nucleotides long. Lineage: Eukaryota; Metazoa; Chordata; Actinopteri; Cypriniformes; Cobitidae. The record is from RefSeq and is a predicted model, not a curated record.